GCACGGUGCACGGGGCACGGGGCUGGCUAAGCUGGCUAAGAGGCUUCUGCUGCUGAUUGAAGUCUAGCAGAGGGCAGCAUCAGCUGCUGUCAGUCAUUGUACCUUUGAGUUGGCCCUUAGCGCUGCCCCACCCAGCACCACACAGAACUCGUAAUUAGUUGAAGGUACUGCUGAAAAUUUGCAACUAAUUAGCUUUUAAUUAAUUUUGCACUCCACCUUUCGCUAAGUGCCGUGCGAACUGAACUGAAAGCCAACAAUGGGAUCAACAAAUUACAAACAAAUCUCAAGCAGAGCUGAGGCAGCAGGCACUGGGGGAGAAAACUUGAACCUGCCGCAGGUUAAACUGAUUGAUACCUAGACGACAUCCUGUGAAUAAAUUCGAAUAUAUAUGAGGAUUGCCAAAGCUGCCAAGGGUAGUCAAAGGUUGCCCCCGGGGCGAAGCGACAGUUGGCGGGCUUCCACUUCGAGACGUGACGAGCCCCCAGGUCAAUCUAACAUGCAUCCCCUUCUCGACCCAGACGCCCAUAUGCAAUAAAAUACACACAAAUAUGUAUGUAAAUAACUGCGUGCUCAUCUGAUAUGUUUGGAACGUUGAUUCCUUUAUUAGUGAACAGAUUUAUUUUCGGUUUGGCCCAGCAGACACGCGUGUCGGUUCGACUCAUAGAAUAUGCACCCCGAGUAAAAGUUUUGCUAAUUAUAGAGGGAGUGUAGAGCUCCUCCUUGAAUGCGUGCAGCGAGUCGAUUGGUUUUCAUUUUAGAGGAGAGAAACGACUCCAGAUGAUAAUUAAGCUGGCAAACUUCUAAGAAACUUGUGUUAAUAAUAGUUUUAACGUAAAGUAUGCUUGUUUCAUAAAUUGUUUAUUUUUACAGCACCUAUGAUAUUUCCAGCUAGUUGUGCAUUAAAAAUAUCCUGCAACGCCUACUCAGUCUAUUUCUGAAAGCUGAAGAGAUAUUUUAUUUUUAUGAAUAAUGCAAACGAUCAAUAUAGAGAAAGACACAUGCCAAGCCACACCUUUUAUUGUAUUAUUUCUGUAUUUUUCAAGGCUUUCAGUCAGUUGAUUUUAUUAGGUGGAAAUGCGUAAAUGCGUUCGGGCUAACAGCAUUAUAAAAACAAUGAUAAAUUUAAUCAAUUUAAGUUCAGAGAGCUGACAAAAUCAAUUUACUAUGGAAGGGGCGACAAAAAACGGCAAACAGCAACAAAGAGCAACAACAAAAUGGCAUAAAUAAAAGGCUAGAAAGGAAAUGGAAAAACAAAUAAUGAUAUUUGGCCUAGGCAACAACACAAACAACAACAGCAACAACAACAAACGGGAGCGAACGAGAAAAGUGAGAAUGCAAAAAAACGUAAUAAAACUAUAAUAGUGCAGAUAUAAAAACACUUGGAGCUAACAAACUGUAACUCGAUAGUGGAAAUUAAGCAAAAACUAGCUGGGCAAGCGAAAGUAUCAGUGCGAGCGAUACAGUGCGAAUAAUCGGGAUAUUCAAGGAGCAUACCUGCGACAAAGAGAUCCAAAGAGAGAGAGAGAGAGAGAGAGAGGGAGAGAGAGAGAGAGGAGAAAGAGACAACAGACAAAAAGCGCGAAACACACGGCACUGGAUGCCACCACCAAGCAGAAUGUUGACCCUUUCGACGCUGCUCUGCUGCAUGAUGGGGCUGACAUUGGGCUACCAGCGGCAGUCUGUGAGCAACAACAACAAUCACAACAAUGUGGAUGCAAAGCCAACACAUCUGCCACCAUUACACUAUCCGCAUGGCCACAAAUGGAAUGAGCCGUAUUUCGAUUUGACAAUGCCAAGGAAUAUCACAUCGCUGGUGGGCAAGUCCGCAUAUCUGGGCUGCCGGGUCAAGCAUCUGGGCAACAAGACGGUCGCUUGGAUACGUCAUCGGGAUCUGCACAUACUCACCGUGGGCACCUACACCUACACCACGGAUCAGCGUUUUCAGACCUCCUAUCAUCGCGAUAUUGACGAAUGGACAUUGCAAAUCAAAUGGGCCCAGCAGCGCGAUGCUGGCGUCUACGAAUGUCAAAUAUCGACGCAGCCGGUGCGCAGCUAUUCGGUCAACUUGAACAUUGUGGACCUAAUUGACGAGGAGACGAGCAGUGUGAUGCAGCAAUAUUACAACGACGAUGCCUUCUACAUAGCCGCGGAUCGGGUUUAUCAGUCCAGCGAUGACGAGUUUGCGGGCAUGUUUGGCCCCAUUCAGACAGUUGCGGUGCCCACGGCCACGAUUCUCGGCGGACCCGAUCUGUAUGUGGACAAGGGCAGCACCAUAAAUCUAACAUGCAUCAUUAAGUUCAGCCCGGAGCCGCCGACACACAUCUUCUGGUAUCACCAGGACAAGGUGCUCAGCGAGGAGACUGCGGGCGGCCGGUUGAAAUUUAAGACCAUUAAAUCGGAGGAGACCAAAUCAAUUUUGCUUAUCUACGAUGCGGAUUUAUUGCACUCUGGCAAAUACUCCUGCUAUCCAUCAAACACAGAAAUUGCCAGCAUACGCGUCCACGUGCUGCAGGGCGAGCGACCCGAAGCCAUGCAAACGAAUGCGGCGCCGGCUGCCGUCGCUUUGGCCUGGACCUGCCACACGAAACAGGCAACGCAGGCAGUCAAAGUAAUUAGCACAAUGGUUGCGGCAUUUGUAUUGUUGGAGGCCUGCUGCACACUGCUGCUCCAGGGAGCAGGAGGCGGCGGAGGUGGGCGCGAAGGACAAGAAGACAGAGCAGGACAAGAGCAGCGUCAAGCGGCGCAGGCGAACAGGAGCAGCAACAGCAACAGCAACAGCAACAGCAGCUGCCCUAACCGCGACCAUGUUGGCCAGCGGACGACGUCAACUUCGGGCAACCAUGUCAAUAAGAGCAGAACAACUGCGCGGUGAUAAAUUAAAGCAGCCCGGUUAGAAGCGCCACAGAACCGCCACCGCCAAUGCGCCGCCAGCCAAGCAGCAGUACGUAACUAAGUGGGCUGCCCACUGGAGGGCAAUCGAGAUGUGAGGCCUGGCUGUCGCUCAAACGAUGCAGAUGAUGCAGUGCAGCAGAGGCUGCGCCGGUGCCACUGGCAGCAGCUGCAAUGCCAAAUACUAAAACAAGAAAGGUAAGCUAAUUACGCUAAUGAUGAGCCGCUGCAUAUGAUUCGUCGACGACUGCCGCCAGCCUGCUGCAGCGACUGCUUCUCGAAUACUCUCUAAGUUGUAAGUAAGUGCGUGUAUAAUUUAGUGGGUUGCGACUGGCUAAAGCUGGGACAGCUGUGUACAUAGUACUCUUACCUAAAGUCAUAUGCCAGCACUAGAGACAUUAGUAGAAUAUAAAUUAAGAGAGAAGUUGAUUAAACGAAGAAACUUAAAUAAUGUAUAAAUCAUAUAUGCUACUCACUAAUAGAGAAACCCGUUCGGUCAGUAAUAAGUAAAUACUCGAAAGCCAACUAAUUGCCAGUUUUCGUUGUGUACAUUGGAGAUCUGUAAGCAGCUUACGAUCGGCAGUAGCUUAGACAUGUUCCACGAUAAUCACUUGUAUAUAUUUGUAGACCUAUUUCAUAAGCAAUGUAAAUACUUACGAUUACUCUUACUGCCCGUACCUAAUCAGGUGCAGCUACAAGGCUAAAUAUUCAGUUUUGUUCAUCCAGUAUAUUGUUAUAUGUUCCUAUUACCAGGCCUGCAUUUGAAAGCCUCUUCGUUUGUCGGUACAAAUUUAUUCGGCCUCGCCUCUUCCAUCCUAAACUAUCAGUUAUCUCCCCAUACUUACAUUGCCCGAGUCUGUGCAGAGUUUGGCAACAUUCUCGAGCCAUAUGUUGGGUUCCUUCGGCAGGAUACGGGGCUCUUAUCUCCUUCCUCGAAAAUGUCAUGCGCCUGUCUUGAGUAUUCCGCAAAGUUUUCUCUGUGUGCGCACAGUCCCGAAAGUCUGCAGUUUGCUUUAUUUGUAGUCACAACUUCAUCGUGUCCGGCCGUAUUUCCCAGCAAGCUGCAAGUCACUUUGCCAAUGGCUGUCAACAAAAUAUUUGCAUUUAUAUUUGCCAAGCAGCCCGUUCAGUCAAGUAGCACCCAAGCAUUCGGUUCAGUUUAGUCCUGGUCUGUUUUGUUCCGUUCAGUGCUGGAUCGAUGGCACAUAGUUGCCCAGGUACUCCUAUUCCCAGGAUAGCCUCGCCGCCUCCUGCCUGGCGGUCCCCUGCGCCACUUAAUGUCUCCCAUUUAAAAAUGCAUGCGACUGUCCGCUUUAAUGGCCGGUCGACUAUUAAAUGCGAUGGCCGGGGGCAUGGCCGGGCAUUAAACUGUAAACUGUUGAAAAUUGUAAAUAAAAUCGCAUAUAUGUACAUGUACGUAUUCGAAUAAAUUAAAGCUGCUUUAUUUAACUAGAUAUGGUAGUCGUGCGUGUGACCAUUUCCAAAGAAAAACCAAUUGCUGUCAUAAAUAUUAAUAUUAAUAAUUAAAAAUUAUAAAUGUGCGCCAGUGAAGUUUGUCGCGUCAUUUAUGGGAAUGUUUAAUGAGUAUAUGCAAAUGCUGCUAUAAGCAUAAGCGCGAAAGCGAGAGCAAAAACAAAAACCGAAACCGAAUAUAUAAACAAACAAAAACAAAACAUGAGUAUAUGCAGUUAAGAGCAAAGAGUACAUCUGUGUAUGUAUUUAGGCCCUGUAUAAAAAUAAUAUCGAGUAUUAUAAUCAGACGUAAUAAUAACAUGAAUAGCGAUAAAAAUAAAAACACUAAAUAAAACUAUGAGCAUACGAAUAUACAAAUGUCAGACAGGCAAAUGAUGAUGAUGUUGAUGAUAUUUUGUUACAAACAAAAUGAGAACGCAUUAUAAUGGAUUAUAAAGUUGUUUUAAUGUUUAAGUGAGUAGCGCCAGCAGAGCGUUAACAUGCAUUAGGAUUAACUACGUUUAUAAUGAAAACCGCAAAUAUUUAAAUAAAGUUUUUAGUUAUUAUGAAAAUGGUAAAUACUGCA
Molecule: messenger RNA, 4927 nt
Organism: Drosophila mojavensis
Lineage: Eukaryota; Metazoa; Arthropoda; Insecta; Diptera; Drosophilidae
Gene: dpr10
Product: zwei Ig domain protein zig-8
Exons: 8
Coding region: 1598-2872 (424 amino acids)
Biological process (GO): synapse organization
Cellular component (GO): neuron projection membrane
Source: RefSeq, a predicted model, not a curated record